AUGAGCCUUGGAGGGCUUUCUCGCAUUCUGGCACGAGGAAGAGAAGGAACAGAAAGUCCGGCCAAGGGGAAAAUAGAGAGUCUUCAUACCGCCGCCCUGGCGAACCUCUUCUGGUCUUCGAGCAAGCCGGCGUCCCAGCCGUCCCCGCCGACCCGGCCGACCCGGCCUUCCCGGCCGUCCUCAGCCUCUGCCGACGAGGACGACAUUGCGGACGACAUCGCGGACGCCUCCUCUCGCGAUAAUCCCACCAUGGCGACACAGCCUGCACGUCCGGCACUAACGCCCCAGCUCUGCUUCUCCACGGUCGCUCUUCGGGACUUCCUUCGCAUGUCCCGCGCCGUCGACGAUACCAUCACCCAGAGCCUCAAUGCUCUCGUCACGCCCGCACGCGCCGGCUUCGACCCUGCAUCCACGGCCACCCGUGUAUACCCUUCUGCUUCUCCGUCCCACUCAUCCUCCCGCUUCUCACCCUCACCAUCCGCCUGCCGAAAUUUUCGUGAUUCUGUGCUCUUCCCCGCCUGGCAGGCACGCGACGACGUCAUCCGAUACUGUACCGGCGUUGCCGAGGCGGCCGAGGCGGCAGCAGCAGAAAAGGCCGACAAGAAGGAUGGCCUCCCAGACGCCCUCGACGCCUCCGACCCCCGCCUCACUGAACGCUACGACCCCUACAUCCGGCGGCGGCGCUUCGCCGAGGUUGAGCCCGAGGCCGAUCGCCUGGCUGCCCUGAUGCGACAGGAGCGCGGUGUGGAGACGAUUGUGCGUGCCCGCUCGUGGGAAGUGUUGCAGAACCGCUGCGGCACUGGCAUCACGACCGGCAUCGAGAACAGCAGCUGGGAGGCCGCGCUGGACCGGUGGCGGCUGCGGUAG
Messenger RNA from Grosmannia clavigera kw1407, 867 nucleotides. RefSeq names its product caffeine-induced death protein. Lineage: Eukaryota; Fungi; Ascomycota; Sordariomycetes; Ophiostomatales; Ophiostomataceae. Bases 1 to 867 code for a protein of 288 amino acids. The transcript is spliced from 3 exons. Gene Ontology annotation, cellular component: mitochondrial intermembrane space; mitochondrion. The record is from RefSeq and is a predicted model, not a curated record.